Molecule: messenger RNA, 1952 nt
Organism: Megachile rotundata (alfalfa leafcutting bee)
Lineage: Eukaryota; Metazoa; Arthropoda; Insecta; Hymenoptera; Megachilidae
Product: putative RNA-binding protein EEED8.10
Biological process (GO): SCF-dependent proteasomal ubiquitin-dependent protein catabolic process
Cellular component (GO): SCF ubiquitin ligase complex
Molecular function (GO): RNA binding; protein binding
Source: RefSeq, a predicted model, not a curated record
UAUGACGUCAUGUAAGUCAUUCAUAUGUGCGAAAGUACUACAAUAAUAUACUUUCGUAAAUCAUGGUAUUUAUUCCAAGAGGGUGAUCCAAAAUCAUAACGAAAAAUAAAAAAUUCAACAAAUACUAAAUCUAAGUAUAAAGAUGAAUGAUUACAUCGAAGAAUAUUUUUUUGAUAAUUUACAUCAUUGUUCACUUCUUGAAGAUACAUCGUUUGCGUGUGCGGAUUUAUUACCUGUAACCGAAGAUGGUGUGCCAAUUAGAAAAUUGUUUAUUAGCAAUUUAGCAGAAAGAACUACGUACAAAGAUCUUAUUAAAUUAUUUUCUGAAUAUGGGGAUGUUGAAAGUUGUUACUUGCAAAGAAAUCAAGGAAAUCAGGGAAAAUCAAGUAACUAUGCAUUUCUUACUUUCAACAGUGUAGAAGCGGCUAUAAGAGCUAGAUAUGAGGAAGGAAUAAGAUUGCAUAAUAGAAAUUUAAAAGUUGUACCAGCUGACUCGUGGCAUCAACCAGAUAACAUAGAAAAUCAAUAUUAUAAUUCUAAAGAUAAGUAUAAAACUGAGAAGAAACAAUCAAAUGAACAAUGUAAUCAAGAUUACGUGCAAAAUGAUAUUACAGAUAUUUGUAUUCAAACUUUAAAUGAUGACUGUUUAAUGCAUAUCUUUCUUCAGUUGCCAAUUGUAGAUAGAAUUAGAAUAGAAAGAGUAUGUAAAAGAUGGAGAGCAUUGAGUCAGGAAUCUUGGCGUAGUGUAAAAAGACUGGAUUUGUCAUAUUUGAUGUGGGGUUCCUUGCCCAGUAUAAAGCGAAGGGAAAUUAAUACCGGAACUCUUCGCAAAGUAUUAUUACGAUGUGGUCGUUUUUUAAAUGAAAUAAGUUUGUCACAAAUACCUCGUCAAUUAAAUCAAAGUACACUGACCAUAGUUGGGAAAUUAUGUCCAAAUUUACAAAGAAUUGAUGUAACUGAUCUCACUGUUUCUGCAUCUGGUAUAAACUCGUUAACAAACAACUGUCAUGAUAUCACUAGACUUAGUCUUGGUUCAACCACUCAUAUCUGUGAUAUGGAUUUGCAAAAAUUAUUUGAAGUAAAUCCGAAAUUGCGUUAUUUCAAAGUGGUCUAUGGUAAAAUAUGUGGAAGAUGUUUAGCUUAUUUACCUUCAGAAACAAUGGAAGAAAUUGUUUUGGAAAGCUGUACCUAUCUUCAAGAACAUUUCCUAUCACAGGCAAUUGCAAAAUUACAAAAUUUGAAAUCUCUCACAAUUCACAAAUGUGUGGACAUUUCUGGCAAUGUCAUUCAAGCUAUUUGUACACAUUGUACAAAUUUAAAAACAUUAGAGCUUUCUAGUAUAUCAUUUUUGAUACAGUCCAAUGAUAUGUUACACAUAACACAGUUGUGUAAUCUUGAAGUUCUAAAAAUCAGUAUGAACAUAGUUGUCAUGGAUGAACUUCUUACUAAUUUGGCAUUAAAAUGUUUACGUCUUACUUAUGUAGAUAUUGCUGAAUGUUUUUUUGUCACAAACGUUGGUGUAGCAGCUAUAGCAACAUUACCAAAAUUAGAAGUAUUAAUAAUGAAUUAUUUGCAAAUAAUAACGGACAUGAAUUUGCGAGAUAUGAGUAAUCUGAAAAGAUUAGAAUGUCGUGGCUGCAAAUUUACAGAUAAAACUAUGACAGAACUUAUUGGAUCUGCACCUCGGUUAGAAUUGCUAGAUUUAUCAGGGUGCCGUGGUAUCACAAAUUUAACAUUAAACAAAGCUGCAACAGUUACAAUUAAUCGAACUAACAAUACAAUUUUAAAAAUAUUCGUUGGUGGAACUUCUGUAAAUCUUAAUAUGUUUGAUAAAGUAUCCCCAUUUUUGCAAGUAGUUAAUGUAAAUCUUUCUAGGCGUAACUCAUUUUGUACACCAUUUGUACCUCAAUAAACUGUAUAACAUAAAAAUUUCAUAAAAGAAUAUAAAACAC